Molecule: messenger RNA, 1635 nt
Organism: Cucurbitaria berberidis CBS 394.84
Lineage: Eukaryota; Fungi; Ascomycota; Dothideomycetes; Pleosporales; Cucurbitariaceae
Product: MFS general substrate transporter
Exons: 7
Coding region: 1-1635 (544 amino acids)
Biological process (GO): transmembrane transport
Molecular function (GO): transmembrane transporter activity
Source: RefSeq, a predicted model, not a curated record
AUGCCGUUAGGAAUCCUGGACGAUACGAAACUCGAACAUGUUCCGGGCACAGCGCCACUCAGUGAAUUGGGCCGGACUGAUCUCGAGGUCGCGCCUGGUAUCGACCAAGGCCUGCUCAAGCACGAUGCAACUGGGCAGAUUGUCCUUAUACCACAGCCUUCGGACUCCCCGAACGAUCCAUACAAUUGGCCAAGGUGGAAGAAGGAAUUGUUCACAGUUGUCAUCGCAUAUGGUUGCGGCUGUGUAGGAGCUGUUGGACCACUGUUGACACCAGCGUUCGUGCCGCUAGCUGCUCAAUUCGGAGUACCACUCCAACGCUUCACAUUAGGCUGCAAUGGAGCCUGUAUUGUUGCGAUUGCCGCCGGCAGUCUGCUAUGCAACACGUUGGCUGUCAAAGUCGGAAAGCGACCCAUCUACCUUCUGACCACACUUGGGCUGGCGAUAUCGUGCUUCUGGGCUGCAGAAGUCAAGAGUUUUGGGUCAUUGGCAGCAGCAAGGACCAUCCAGGGCUUCUGUAUGGCUCCUUUCGAGGCAUUGAUUCCAGCUUCCGUCGCAGACAUAUGGCAUGUUCAUGAGCGUGGUUUCAGAAUGGCCAUCUUCAACCUGGGUGUGCUAGGCGGUAUCAACCUUGCCGGGCCAAUUGCCGGAUCCGUUAUCCAAACUGGCUCCUACCGCAUAGCUAUGCAUGGCAUGGGCGGAGCUUUCGUGCUGAUGCUUCUUCUCGUCGUAUUUCUCAUGCCCGAAUCUGCGUUCUCGCGACAUGACGCGCUCAACAUCGACACCAGCGACAAGACAGUCGACACUGGCAUAUCCGAGAAGCAGUUCGCGGAGCAUAUCGAGGAUCGACCAGCUGCAAGCGAGUCAUCAGCACCACGAAAGACGUUCAUGCAAGAUCUUCUUCCAUGGUCUGGCUAUUGGGACCACGUUUCAUUUUGGAGAACCCUCCUGCGCCCAUUUGUCCUCAUUCUGUCCCCAAUCGUUAUGUGGGCAACGCUUCUCUUCACCAUUUGCAUCUCCUGGCUUGUGUUGAUCUCCAUCACACUGUCGCAAAUCUUUUCAGCACCACCAUACAACUUCUCUGUCAGCGCAGUUGGUGCGACUAAUGUUUCGUCUUUUGUCGCAUCAGUGCUAGCCACACUGGUCGCUGGAACGGUCAUCGACGGUGUUGCAAAGUACAUGGCGAAACGCAACAACGGAAUCUUCGAACCCGAAUUCCGGCUACCAGUUAUGGCCACUUACCUAAUAUUCACAGCUACUGGUUUCUUCGCAUGGGGCCAGAGCUUGUACAAGAGGGAGCCUUGGCCGAUUCCAGUAAUCGUCUGUAUGGGGUUGAUUAAUUUCGGCGUUCAGUUGGGAACGACAUCUGUGGUUACGUACGUCACGGACUGCCACCGCGAGCAAUCGGCCGAAGCUUUUGCUAUCAUGAAUUUCAUCAAGAACAUGUUUGCGUUCGGCUUGACCUUCUACGCAAAUGACUGGAUCGUCGUGCAAGGGGUAAGGAACUGUUUCUACGUCAUUGGCGGUACCACCGUGGCUGUGACGUUAACGACUAUUCCCAUGUAUAUUUUCGGCAAAAAGGCAAGAAGCUGGGUGUUCAGGUACCGUGUACUUGAUAGGGUACUGAAGACUAAAUGA